AAAAUUGCUUCCGAGUUAUUCCAACUCCAAGCGCAUCGUUCCAUAUAUAGCCUUUUAUUGGCACAAUGCAACCGCACCCGUAAUGGCGACAAUGCCGACACCGCAAACCGCAACGCGCGUCGCCUCCGGCGGCCGGCUCGUGUUCGGCAAGCCUGGGAAGGCCAAGGGAGGGAGACUGCUUGUGAGGAGCUGUGACAAUGGCGGCCGCGGGGGUAAUGGCAGACGGGUCACCGUGGAAGCUGUCAACGGCGCUGUCAAGCUGAACGGCGCCGCGGUGGUGGCCGACGUUCGGCAGGUACCCGCGCCGCCGCCACCGUCAUCCGUGGACGGCGGCGGCGAUGUCCGGCUCGGUAAGUUUGUGGAAGGGAGGCUCCUGUACAGGCAGCAGUUUGUGAUCAGGUCCUACGAGAUCGGGCCUGACCGGACUGCCACCAUGGAGACCAUCAUGAACCUCCUGCAGGAGACAGCUCUGAACCAUGUGAUGUGCUCUGGGCUUGCCGGAGACGGCUUCGGCGCGACGCGGCAGAUGAGCCUCAGGAAGCUCAUCUGGGUGGUCACAAGAAUCAACAUCCAGGUCGACAAGUACAGCAGAUGGGGAGACGUCGUCGAGAUCGACACCUGGGUCGCGUCGUCAGGGAAGAACGGCAUGCGCCGAGACUGGAUCAUCCGGGACCGCAGCACCAAGAACAUGAUCGCAAGAGCCACAAGCAACUGGGUGAUGAUGAACCGAGAGACCCGGAGGCUGUCCAAGAUCCCCGAGGAGGUCAGGCAGGAGGUGCUUCCCUUCUACCUCGACAGGAGCAUCAUCGCCGCCGACGCCGACGCCGGCGGCCGCAAGAUCGAGAAGCUCACCGACUCGACGGCGGAGCACAUAAGAUCAGGACUAGCUCCCAGGUGGAGCGACAUGGAUGUCAACCAGCACGUGAACAACGUCAAGUACAUCGGCUGGAUCCUCGAGAGCGUGCCGCUGGACGUGCUGGAGGACUACCACCUGACGAGCAUCACGCUCGACUACCGCCGGGAGUGCCGCCAGUCGCAGCUCCUCGAGUCGCUCACCAGCAUGACGACGACCUCGUCGCCGGCGACCAGCCGGUGCAGCGCCGACCUACACAGCACGCAUCUGAUACGGCAGCAGGAUGACGGAGCCGAGAUCGUCAGGGCGCGUGCGGAGUGGCGUUGCAAGGAGCAUCGAAGGGCGAUGAAACAGCCCUGACAUGCAGACAUGCAGUUGUGUAGUGGUAAACUCUGUUUUGUAUUUGCUUGCGUCCAUUUUAAAAUUUGUGUGUGUUCUUACUUCUUAGGUUCUUCAUUCUUUUGCCCUUCUGGGAUGUGAGAUCUGCUGUGUGAUUGAAAAUUUUCAAACUCCAUGAAUAAGGCUACUUCACUUACCGAAUAUGUAAAGGAAGUUCGGUUGAAUUUCAUAAUGCUAUACUAA
Panicum hallii is the source of this 1435-nucleotide messenger RNA. RefSeq names its product palmitoyl-acyl carrier protein thioesterase, chloroplastic-like. The record is from RefSeq and is a predicted model, not a curated record. Gene Ontology annotation, biological process: fatty acid biosynthetic process. The transcript is spliced from 6 exons. The coding region runs from base 83 to 1213 and encodes 376 amino acids. Lineage: Eukaryota; Viridiplantae; Streptophyta; Magnoliopsida; Poales; Poaceae. Gene Ontology annotation, molecular function: acyl carrier activity; fatty acyl-[ACP] hydrolase activity.